CUGGACAGUAGUGUAUGGUACAGUAGUGUACCAUACCUAGAGGUAGGUAUGUAGUUUGAUCUCAAUGACAGAGACCACCUUAACGUAUGUACGAUCCCAGAAAGUCUACCGUUUCAAAUCUUCUAGAUACUCCAAUGUAUUGUCUUGGUUUCCUCUUUGGCUUUCUUUGGCAUUUAUUCUGUGCUAUGAGCAGACCCGAUACUUCCGACUCAUAUGCGAACCUUCGAUUCAUCCAUCAUACGCUUCCCAUGUGUUCAAUCCGAGGCGUUCGAGGUUUCAGGCGGCCUUCGAAGCCUUGGGGUGAAUACGGUAACAAUGGACUGUACGUGGAAUGACUAUAUACCUCUACAGGACCCUAAGUAUGCCUUCGGUACUAGGCACUGCAGUUCAGCUCACCUACCAAUUCACGAUGCCAAAGUUGGAGGUACGGUACACGGAGUCAGGCAUGCCGUGGGUCAUCCUGGGAGCUCAGCCGAUAAGGACGCUCGACGCGAGCAACAAUCGCGAGCGGUCGAGCGAACGAGACACGGCGGGUCGACGCCGGAGAGCCACGCAGGACGAAGCAUUUAGCAUGAAUCAAUGCGUUGAUGAGUGGCCUGAACCCAGCGCAUUUCGAGAAAUCCUGACUGCAGUCAGUGAUCUCACUAUGCUAUGGUUGAGAGCCGCGGCAUGUGAGAUUAGGCAUAACGACGACGCAGACGUGGCUCUCGAUCGUGCUUUGAGGUUUUCUUCCUUCCUCGACGUUGAAGGCUUCAAACCGAUGAUCACCACUACAGCUCGUACCGGCCGAGGUUUUGGUGUUCGACAUUGGCGAAAGUAAUUUCACACGAGGCUGAAGGUAAAUUAUUCCCAAGUCCACUAUGACUACGGUCGCUGAUGUCGAUCUCAUGCAUGGAUCGGGCCCGAUGAGAGCCUGGGGCGGAACAGAUAGACCUGGGGCGGAACAGAUAGACCCAGCACGUUUCAUGUCGUACAACUUCGAUUAAACACUGCAACCGAGCAAGGUCGAACCUUGAUAUCCGAGAACUUGGGUCAACAGACUAUAUCAUAUACGCUAGCAAAAGAAAAUGUUAUUCACAGGCAGCACAGUGAAAUUGUGUGGUG
Neurospora hispaniola is the source of this 1104-nucleotide messenger RNA. RefSeq lists its product as uncharacterized. The record is from RefSeq and is a predicted model, not a curated record. Lineage: Eukaryota; Fungi; Ascomycota; Sordariomycetes; Sordariales; Sordariaceae. The coding region runs from base 332 to 820 and encodes 162 amino acids. The transcript is spliced from 2 exons.